Molecule: messenger RNA, 2949 nt
Organism: Nipponia nippon (crested ibis)
Lineage: Eukaryota; Metazoa; Chordata; Aves; Pelecaniformes; Threskiornithidae
Source: RefSeq, a predicted model, not a curated record
AUGGAUGUCCAUGGGCCCGUGGACAGGCUGCUGAAUUGGCUGAUUAGGGCUGAGGUGAAAGUGGAUCACCACGCUCUAGAGAGCUGGUCUGUGACCGGCUUCCAGCUGCGAGCCCCUGUUUCUGUAACAGAAGGAAGAGAGGAUUUGCAGGUUAACCAGCUGGAAACGCAAAUAUGGAUAAAACCAGACAUACAGAAGACAGAUGUGGACUUUUCAGAAAUUCUUAAUGCAAUACAAGAAAUAGCUAAGGAUGUCAACAUUUUUUUUGAUGAGUUAGAAGGUGUGAACAGCCCUUCCAAAGAUGAUGACUCCCUGCUUCACCACGGUAAUUUGACCAGUACUUCUGAUGAUGCCAGCAGGUUGGAAGUUGUGGGAGAGGAAGUACCUGAUAAGAACAAAGCCAAUGGACUAUAUUUUAGAGAUGGGAAAUGCCGGAUUGACUACAUCCUGGUAUAUAGAAAAUCUAAUCCGCAGACAGAAAAGAGGGAAGUAUUUGAGAGAAAUAUCAGAGCAGAAGGUCUUCAAAUGGAAAAAGAGUCAUCUCUAACAAACAGCGACAUCAUCUUUGUGAAGUUGCAUGCCCCUUGGGAGGUCCUGGGCAAAUAUGCUGAACUAAUGAAUGUAAGAAUGCCUUUCAGGAGAAAAAUCUAUUACCUGCACCGCCGAUACAAGUUCAUGAAUAGGAUCGAGAAACAAAUAAGCAGGUUUCGAGGAUGGUUACCUAGAAAGCCAAUGAAACUGGACAAGGAGACACUGCCAGAUCUGGAGGAGAAUGACUGCUAUACUGCUCCAUUCAGCCAACAAAGGAUCCAUCACUUCAUCAUACACAACAAAGAUACUUUCUUCAAUAAUGCUACAAGAAGUAGAAUUGUACACCAUAUCUUACAAAGAGUGAAAUACGAAGAAGGGAAAAACAAAAUUGGUCUGAAUCGAUUGCUCAGUAAUGGCUCCUAUGAAGCUGCAUUUCCUCUUCAUGAGGGAAGUUACAGAAGUAAGAAUUCGAUAAGAACCCACGGGGCAGAAAAUCACAGACACUUGCUCUAUGAGUGCUGGGCCUCCUGGGGAGUGUGGUAUAAAUACCAACCACUGGACCUCGUGAGGCGGUACUUUGGUGAGAAAAUUGGGCUGUACUUUGCCUGGUUAGGCUGGUACACAGGGAUGCUCUUCCCAGCUGCCUUCAUUGGAUUGUUUGUCUUUUUGUAUGGAGUCACCACUUUGAACCACUGCCAAGUCAGUAAAGAAGUCUGCCAAGCGACAGAUAUCAUCAUGUGUCCUAUAUGUGAUAAAUACUGUCCCUUCAUGAGGUUAUCAGACAGCUGUGUUUAUGCCAAGGUAACCCACCUUUUUGACAAUGGAGCUACUGUCUUUUUUGCUGUUUUCAUGGCAGUGUGGGCAACUGUUUUUCUGGAGUUUUGGAAAAGAAGGCGAGCAGUAAUUGCUUAUGACUGGGACUUGAUAGACUGGGAAGAAGAAGAGGAGGAAAUACGUCCGCAGUUUGAAGCCAAGUACUCCAAGAAAGAACGAAUGAACCCCAUAUCCGGGAAGCCAGAGCCUUAUCAAGCAUUUGCAGAUAAAUGCAGCAGACUCAUUGUUUCUGCAUCUGGAAUAUUUUUUAUGAUCUGUGUGGUGAUUGCUGCUGUUUUUGGCAUUGUUAUUUACCGUGUUGUGACUGUCAGCACUUUUGCUGCCUUUAAGUGGGCUUUAAUCAGGAAUAACUCUCAGGUUGCAACUACAGGGACUGCAGUGUGCAUCAACUUCUGCAUCAUCAUGCUACUGAAUGUGCUGUAUGAAAAGGUUGCUCUUUUCCUGACAAAUUUAGAGCAGCCUCGUACCGAAUCUGAAUGGGAGAACAGCUUCACUCUGAAAAUGUUUCUUUUUCAGUUUGUCAAUCUGAACAGCUCUACCUUUUAUAUAGCAUUCUUCCUUGGAAGAUUUACAGGACACCCUGGUGCCUACUUAAGGCUGAUAAACCGGUGGAGACUGGAAGAGUGCCACCCUAGUGGAUGCCUUAUUGAUCUCUGUAUGCAAAUGGGUAUUAUAAUGGUGCUAAAGCAGACCUGGAAUAACUUCAUGGAACUGGGCUACCCGCUAAUUCAAAACUGGUGGACCAGGAGAAAACUACGACAAGAGUAUGGCACACAGAGAAAAACAAGCUUCCCACAGUGGGAAAAGGACUACAAUCUGCAACCUAUGAAUGCUUAUGGACUCUUUGAUGAAUACCUAGAAAUGAUUCUUCAGUUUGGGUUCACAACCAUUUUUGUGGCAGCUUUUCCACUGGCACCGCUUCUGGCCUUACUUAACAAUAUUAUUGAAAUUCGGCUUGAUGCGUACAAAUUUGUUACCCAGUGGAGAAGACCUUUAGCUUCAAGAGCCAAAGAUAUAGGAAUCUGGUACGGGAUCCUGGAAGGCAUUGGAAUUCUUUCUGUUAUCACAAAUGCAUUUGUUAUAGCUGUGACAUCAGAUUUCAUCCCUCGCCUUGUUUAUGCGUACAAAUAUGGACCUUGUGCUGGCCAAGGAGAAGCUGGACAAAAGUGUAUGGUUGGCUAUGUUAAUGCCAGUUUAUCAGUAUUUCUGGUGUCUGACUUUGAAAACCGUUCAGAGCCAACAUCAAAUGGAAGUGAAUUCUCUGGUUCACCAUUAAAAUAUUGCAGGUACAGGGACUACCGAGACCCUCCUCACUCCCCAGUGCCCUACGGUUACACACUGCAGUUCUGGCAUGUCUUAGCAGCACGGCUGGCUUUCAUUAUUGUAUUUGAGCACCUUGUCUUUUGCAUAAAGCACCUGAUUUCCUACUUAAUCCCAGAUCUCCCAAAAGAUCUGAGAGAUCGGAUGAGAAGAGAAAAGUACCUGAUUCAGGAAAUGAUGUAUGAAGCUGAACUAGAACGCCUGCAGAAAGAGCGGAAGGAAAGGAAGAAGAACGGAAAAUCUUAUCACAAUGAGUGGCCAUGA